AUGACGUGUGUUACAUUUUUCAAGAGUACCCGUUCGGAAGUGCAAUGUAAUGGUGCGAUAUUUUUAGGUAAGUAAUUACUUUUCCCUACCUUGUACAUGGUUGCGAAGGAGAUGUGCUAUAUAGUCAUGUAUUAUAUAUUUUCACUAAUAAAUCCCCGCAAUUUCAUAUCAAGUGUGAAUAUCUACAGUAUACAUUAAAAAAUCUGAUAAAUGAUGUUAGUUUACAUAAACUUAGACCCCGUUUACACGGUACCGGACGAAUUUGGGACCGGUCUGAAAUUCGUCCUUUUUGGCCUGUUUACACGCAAAUUCGUCCUGUCACGGUGGCCGUAAGAGACACGAAAUUCGGCAAGGGUCGACUAACUUUCUGUCGUUAGUUCUGAAUAUCACGAAACUUCCUCACAGGAUGGAACUUGACAUUCCUAAAAAUCGUAUGUUUUUUGUUUUUCGAUAUUGUUACAUUUUGGCGGGAAAAUGAAGCUCCAACUUUGGCGCCAAAAAAUUAAAUUUGAGUUAAGAACAUGCUAGUCACUUUUUUGAAGAGAUUGUACUGUAAGGAUCUCAAAACUGUAAAAACAUUGAACAUACGCCAAAGCAAUGCAGAGAUAUGGUGCUUAAAAAUCUGAAAAAUCCGCCAUUUUGUUACUAAAAAUAUAUUUUUUUCGAAAUUCGAAUUGCCAUAUCUUCGGACUGCCUUGUUGUAUGUUCAAUGUUUUUGCAGUUUUGAGAUCCUUAUGAGACAAUCUCUUCAAAAAAUUUACUGGCAUGUUCUUGGCUGCUGUUUAUUUGUUUGGCGCCAAAGUUGGAACGUCAUUUUCCCGCCAAAAUGUAACAAUAUCGAAAAACAAAAACAUAGGAUUUUCAGGAACAGGAGGGGGUCUCAAAUUCGUCCGGUUCCAUGGUUCUCGUGUGUUUACCCAGCUGAAACGGACGAAUUUUAGUCCGGUUCCAAAUUCGUCCGGUACCGCGUGUAAACGGGAUCUUGUGUACAGACUAUAUUAUGCUGUGAUACAGUCUGAAAAUUCGUGACACUGCUUGUCGACCCAAGCUGCACUUCCCGGAUCUGGGCAAUUGAUUCUGAUUGAUUAAAUCCGUAGAUUCUGAUUAGCUGAGUUCAAACGUCAACAAAGUUCUGACUUUUCUGGCUGACGUAAACAAACCACAUCACGCUCAGUUUUCACUCGUCGUUGUAUUUCAUUUGUUUAAUUGGAUAUCAUAUUAAUCUGCAAUACAUUAGAAACACUUUUGCAUCGGAAAUUUAGUAGUUUGAAGCAUAGACAGACUGAAGUAAAAUGUAUAAUGAACAUCAAUUAUCAAGAAAAUACUAUUUCGAUUUGGAAAAUCAAAGUCCGACGGUCGUUGAUAUUCGUGGGCUUCGGUGGCGAAGUGGUUAGCGCACUUGCCUUUCACCUCUUAAGGCCGCAGGUUCGAAUCUCAAUGAGGACUUCUCAUUGUGACUGGAACCCAGUCCUAAUGUGAAAAGAGUAAGUCAACGCUCUGCCGAAAGUCGUGGGUUUUCUCCGGGCACUCCGUGUUUCCUCCCACAGGGAAAGUUGACAGGGUGGGUUAGGCACAUAACUAUGUAAAUGCACGACCACAUCAGCUAUGUUGCGAAUUUAAUCGUGUUGAAAUAAAUGCUACAACAACAACAACAACAUCGUCUCAUGCAAGCCAAUCAGAAUCUUUUAAGUUGAGUCGUGACCAAUCAGGAUCAACUACCUAGAUCUGUGUCGCGCAGCUGAGGGUCGACAAGCAAUGCCACGAAUUUCCACAGACUGUAUUACACCAUAAUGCAGGCCGUAUAUAGGGGACGUAAACCUUAUAGCUUUGAUUUUCUCUGCGUAGGCGAUGUUGAUUUUCAAAAUCACCUCGCCAUUGAACUCAUAAGAUGGCUCGUUUUUUACUGUCGUUCCAAUCGAAGUGUUCCUCAAAUAUUGAUUCAAUACAUUACCUCAGGUUGACCAAUUCGUUUCAUCAAGUUCCUCGAGAUAUUCAUACACUUCCUGUGAAAGAGCCAAUUCCAAGUAUUUGAUCAUUUCUGGUCACUUCCUUUCUAUUUAUGGUUAGUUGCACAAACAACAAAGGUGAUUGGUGCAUUCAAACUAUUCAACAGGAAGUUUACAAUUAUACUAGGAAGUCUAUGUGAAUAUCUCGGGGAACUUGAUGUAAUUAAUUGGUCAGCCCGAGGUAAUGUAUUGAAUCAAUAUUUGAGGAACACUUCAAUUGCAACGACAGUAAGGUAUUUAGAACACUCGCAGUCCGUGCUCUAUCAGAUAUAAAACACUCGGCUGUUGCCUCGUGUUUAAUGUCCGAGUUUGUUUUCUUUAGGAUUUCUUCUUGGAAACCUUCCUGAAAAUAAGCGAUUAACAAUUUCAAAAGAAUAUGUGUGUGGAGGUGAGUCUUAAAUUUGUUCCUUUUUGCAUUGCAUGAAUUUUCUAAUGUAAAGCAGCCGAUUUUUACCCCAAGGGAAGAUGGGCUUGUUGAAGUUUGUAAUUGGCUAGUGUGUUCGUCGUUGCUUUGAUAUAUCUUCGUUAAAAUAUACCCUUGAGUGUUUACAGGAAUGACGAAACAAGCUACUUUGAGUACCCUAGUGGCUUUUAUUCGGAUUUAGACUAAUUAACAGUUAUUCUGCGAACUCGAGUCGAUCCGAGUUAUAUACUGUAUGAGUGAGUUGUAUUCUAUAGACAACUACUGAAUCGACAUGCAGGCUCAUCUGUAUGGCAAUAUUUUGACAGUUAUACAAUCACCCAAAUUGCCCUAAACAUGAUAAACCGCUGCUGCUAUUUUUUAUAAUACUUAACAAACAUUGCUGAAAACUCGAAUUUUUUUAUAUAUUUAAUGCUUUUUAGCCAAAACAAGUACUUAUUGAUUUUAUAUCUAUAAAUUGACUUUGUUUGUAGUUCAGUUUAAUUUCUUCCCAAAAAUUGUAUUCUGUUCAUGUUUAUAUUUUCACUCUUUCGGCAUCAUUUAAAUUUUUUUUAAACUAAACUAGUUUAUUUUAAUUAAAACUUUAUUUACUAACCUGUAAACAAUUGCUUGUGGUAUUUUCAUUAUGUCUUUGUUCCUCUUAAUACUACACUCUAAAAACACUCUGGUUAAAUUCAACCAGGAAUUGGGUUAAUAAUCCACCCAACACAUUCUGGUUAAAUUUAAUCCAUUUCCUGGUUAAAAAUUAUCAAUUCAACAAAAAUUUGGUACACUUUUUUGGACUUUUAACCAGGAAAAUGGUUAAUUUUUUUUAACCAGACUUGUGUAGGUGGAUUUUUAACCCCGUACUGGUUGAAUUAACCCAAAUUUAACCAGAGUGUUUUUAGAGUGUAUUAAAGUAGAAUAACUUGCUGUUUUCUCGUUCAGAAAACUUGGGUAAUUUUUAGCCGCCAUAUUGUUUUCCCUACUGGCAGGAUAUGAGCAGAUAUCCUGCUAGUGGAGAGCCAAUCAAAUUGCAGAAUAGCUUAUAUAUCCGGUAGUUGCCUAUAUAAUUAUUGUCACUGUUCUCACUGGAACUACAUUAUACGCCCUGCGGAAGACAAAAGGGGCCUCUGAUUUUUAUCUACCUGAUUGUCUUUUCCCAGAAAAGGAACCAUCUCUUCUCACCAUAAUAGAUGGUAGAUAUGGUGUCGUUUCACCAAUAUGCCCGCCAUUGUCUUCAUUUAUCUAGUCAUCGAUCAUUGCAAACCCUCAUUUAACAUAACCACCCAAUCCCUCCCCCUUAUAAAAUGGUUAGUGAUCUUCGCGUUUUAGCACAUUAUAAACUAUAUUUACUGAUUUAUAAAAUAAUAUUCUUGCAGCUCUCAUCACGUUAUUAAAAGAUUCUUCAGCCAAUGUCAGAUGUAAAGCUGCCGAAGCUAUGAGCUUAUUGUACGACUACUAA
This is a messenger RNA of Paramuricea clavata, 3871 nucleotides long. The record is from the annotation of a GenBank genome assembly. Lineage: Eukaryota; Metazoa; Cnidaria; Anthozoa; Malacalcyonacea; Plexauridae.